Ramularia collo-cygni is the source of this 1389-nucleotide messenger RNA. RefSeq lists its product as uncharacterized. Gene Ontology annotation, cellular component: COP9 signalosome. The record is from RefSeq and is a predicted model, not a curated record. The transcript has a single exon. Lineage: Eukaryota; Fungi; Ascomycota; Dothideomycetes; Mycosphaerellales; Mycosphaerellaceae. Bases 1 to 1389 code for a protein of 462 amino acids.
AUGGCGAGGAACCUCCCGCCUCCCAGCUUCGAGCUGGAUGCAUGGACAUCCCACUACGAUGGCCAACUCCUCCCCCUCCGACUGCUGCACAUUGCGAGGGUGUGCCCGGCGUUGGGUGCAUCGGCCAUGGAGCUCGCCAUCAGCACGGCCAAGCGCGGCAAGGACGUGCAACUCUACAACACCUUGUGCGAGGUGGGCGGUUUUACCGUCGACACGAAAUGGGCGGCGCAACAGCACGAAGACAACAUGCGACAGUUGAGCAAGAUGGAGAGCGAGCUGAAGGGAUACAAGAACAAUCUGAUCCGUGAGAGCAUUCGCAUGGGCCAGGAGGAUCUCGCCAACCAUCACCUCAUCACCGGUGGUCCCGUGCCCGACCCGGCCACUCCCAGCUCCACCCAGCGCGCGGGAUACUACGCGGCGAUGGAGGCCUUUGGACGCAUGCGCGAUUACUGCCACACCCCGACCCACAUCAGCAGCAUGCACGUUGGCAUCGUCUACACGGCCUUCGUGCAGGCCGUCCAUGCCCAACAGAUUCUCGGCUCCGACGGCGCCAUGCACUUCAGCACGGCGCAGUUGAACGGCGCCCGUCUGCGCUCCACCGGCGUCAAGGACGAGGAGCAAGCGAAGCUGACUCCCAUUGCCUGCGUCACCACGGGCAUUGGGCACCUUGGAAGGGRGGAAUAUCGCAUCGCCGCCCUCUCCUUGAUGGCCACGCCCUUUGAAUACCACAAUCUCGGGCCCGUCUUUGGCAACGAUUUCGAACGCAUCCUCGCCUCCGCCAACGAUGUCGCCAUCUAUGGAGGUCUCUGCGCCCUGGCCACCAUGUCCCGUCAGGAACUCGUCGACAACGUCCUCGGCGGUCCCUUUCGUCAAUUCCUCGAGCAGGAACCGCACAUGCGCAAAGCCAUUGGUUUGUACACGACUGCAAAGUACCAGGCCUGCAUUGAACUCCUCCAGCACUACUACUCGGACUGGUCGAUGGACAUCUUCCUCGGUGCCACCGUCUCCUCCCGUGGCAUGUCCCACGUCGAUGCUCUCUUCAACCUCAUCCGCGAACACAGCAUCACCGCCUACUUUUCCUCCUUUUCCGAAGUCACCAUCUCCUCGCUUGCCGCCACAUUUCCUCCACGAUCCACCUCCUCCGAAACGAUGGAGCGAGAAGUGUUGCGGAUGAUUCAGAACAGGACGCUCGACGCACGAAUCGACCUGGUCAAGGGCGUGCUGAUCGCACCGCGGAAAGAGGCAAGAGCCGCGGCGCAUGCAGACGCGAAGAGGGCGGCCGAAGAGGUAGAGCGCACCCUGCUCUUGCGACUGCRCAAGGUCAAUAUGGUGUUGGCGGGUCUGGAAAUCCCCAAGCCGAAGCAGUACGAUCCCAACUCAAGAUUUUGA